UAUUGUCACAUCACAAACUGUCCCCAUCUCAUCCUCUAUUUUUUAAAGUUGUGAAUGUAAGACAUUUAUUUGUCUUUUGCAGAAGUUCUAAGACGUUACAUUUGGAUAUACCGUACAAUUAAUUUUGUCAAUCUUAUUUCCCGUAAAUGUCCGAACUCAAAUAAAUUGCUGACACUCAGUAAUGGUGAGUGGGAAUGACGAAACGUCUCUCAUAAAAAAAGAGUGAGUGAGCCAAAGAUAAAUCAGUGAGGAAGUGUAACUUGUAAAUGACAAGAGGGAUCAUUUUGUACAUUGUUUAUUUUCUAUUCAAGUGACACUAGCUAUAGAGACUAAGGGAGAUAAUUUAAAUAGAUCUAUUUGGUUUGUGUGUGGGAGACUUACUACACAAGUAACUUUCUGGAGAUUUUGCUGAACAGGCUUUCCAGGGAAAUAGAAAGUUAGAGACCCAGACAGAAAACAAGAGAAUCAUGGAGAUGCAAGAAAUCCCCCGAGAGGAGGAAAGAGUGGUGGAAGUGGACGAGGGUCAGAGAAUGCUGGAAACCUCAGUCAAGGAAGCUGAAUCUACAGUCUACUCCAAACGGAAUAAUCCAUCGGAGGACAUUUAUGCUGAAGCUUCUCCUGCCCAGCCCUCUGCCAGAGACAGAACAGACCUGCAGGUCCUGGGGAACGUGGGUCUGUACCGCGCAGUGUGCUUACUACUGUCCAUCAUCUGUCUGGUUCUACUGCUCGUCAUCAUCAUCCUCUGUGUCAAAUUUCCAUCCCAGCCUCUGGUCUGUCAUGGGACUGAAAAAGGGAUUGAGGCUAAAGAGGAGGGGAGUGUGAAUGAAAAAGAGAUUGAGGCUAAAGAGGAGCGGUUCCAGUCCACUGAGGUGUGCAGCCUGCAGACAUGCCAAGCACAAUACUUCCAGCAACAGAGCCAGGUCCCUGGCUGCCAUACGUGUGAUAAAGGCUGGCUGCACUUUGAGAGCUCCUGCUACUUCCUCUCCAGAGACAGAUUGAACUGGGACGAGAGCAGGGACGAGUGUAAGAAGAGAGGGGCAGAUCUGGCCGUCAUAACAAACAAAACAGUGCAGACCUUUCUGACGGCGAAGGGGAACCUGAUGUACUGGAUUGGUCUGAGACAGAGAACCAGGAACUGGGUUUGGGUCAACAACACUGCACUGGCACAGAGUUACUGGUCAGGAUCCAACAGACAAGGGGAUUGUGGGUUACUGACAGGAAGGGAUCCUCCUGAGAGAAGCUGGAGCUCGUCAUCAUGUGACCAGUACAGCUUCUACAUCUGCCAGAGGGGGCGCUAAAGGACAGACUACACCAUCUGCCAGCAGUCACCAACCCUGGUCCUGGAGCGCUAUAUGAUGUACAGGCUUUUGUUCCAGCCCACCAGUAAGACACAUGAUUUACCUAGUCAAUGAAUCACCUUGAUUAGCUGAAUCAUUUAAGUGUUGUACACCAUGUAGCUCAGCAGGGUUGGUGGCUACUGCCAUAUGCCAACUAAGAAACUGGCAAUACGGCUUCUCUUUAGACUUCCAUCUAUCAUUCACUCCUAUUCCAUAGCCUUUUAUACCAUGAUUACACAUCUCUAUCAAUAGCCUUUUACACCUUGAUUAUAUACUUUUUGACAUACGUCUAUGUUAUAAUUCAUUCAUUAGACAUCCAGGUAUGACCUAGAUUACAGUUAGUUAUGCCUUAAGAAGAAUAAUCAAGUCAGCCUGCCAGUUUCAGUUAGAAUUUGCACUAAUGUUAAAGAUUAACACUAUAUAUUGCACUUAUUUGCUUGUUUUGGUGAGAUGUUUCUAUAUGUUUUUUUAAUGACUUUGAAUGUAAUAAUGAUCUACAUUAUUAUGUGCAUUAACCAAUCAUUAGGUUUUAUGUUCUGAUUUACAAUCCUGAAAGGAAAAAAAGUUUUAUAUAAUUUGUCCCUGUAAUAAAGAAUCAG
Molecule: messenger RNA, 1936 nt
Organism: Coregonus clupeaformis (lake whitefish)
Lineage: Eukaryota; Metazoa; Chordata; Actinopteri; Salmoniformes; Salmonidae
Product: CD209 antigen-like protein E
Exons: 7
Coding region: 468-1298 (276 amino acids)
Source: RefSeq, a predicted model, not a curated record